AUGGGAGACGGGCAAUCACAAGACGACAAUGGGAUCCACACCGAGGUCUGGUGGAAAGCGAGUGUGAGAGAGGAGAGCUGGAAGAAGCCGGGCAGGAAGGAGGGCAGGAGGGCUUCUAGUCCGGGCGGUGGUCACUCUGGCCAGCCUCAGGAGUUGAUCCCCCGUUGCGUUGCCAGCCAGUCUGCUGGUCGCCUGAGCCUCCAGGCCGCGAUCGUCUGA
Messenger RNA from Aspergillus luchuensis, 219 nucleotides. RefSeq lists its product as uncharacterized. The record is from RefSeq and is a predicted model, not a curated record. The transcript has a single exon. Lineage: Eukaryota; Fungi; Ascomycota; Eurotiomycetes; Eurotiales; Aspergillaceae. The coding region runs from base 1 to 219 and encodes 72 amino acids.